AUGAGCCCCAAGCGAUCUGCUACUGCAGCACGGAAAUUCAUCCUCGAAUCACUUAAGGCUCCUGCUUUUGUGUACCGUUAUAGGACAGAUACCAAGGCCACUGUCAAAAAUCUCGAAUGCAAGCUUGAACCCGCGGUUUCAGCUAACAAGUACAAUGCUCUUCUCAAUAACUACAAUACAAUGAUUCUCUACGAGUGGUUCCACCCCAAUGAAUCUGUGAUUGACAAAGAAUACUACUGGCAAAAGUUUGCAAAUGCUAUACACAUGAAAACGUCGAGCAAUAAAGAGGUACCGAUGAUCUUCCUUGCGGACGACAUUAAUCACAAAGGACUGCAAAGCUGCCUUGGAACGAACAUCCUAAAUAAUGCGUCAGAUUGCCGCUGUUCUUUCCAGAACUACGUAAAGGCUUCACCACUCGAUAAACUCAUAAAGAAAAUCACCAAAAAUGCUGAUAAAUUGAAAUUACACUCUUUGGCACUAAGAAUAGAUUCACAUAAUGACAAAGCUAUCAACAAUUUUGUCGUUUCACUGCAACCUGUGUUGGAAGAGUCGAUGAACAUGUAUCAAGAUAUUCACUACGACAAGUUACUACAAAUUGCCAGGAAUGCAAGGAGUGGGAACAAGGUGAGAGAUGUGUUGACAAGCCUAGCAGAUAGCGGUCUUUCAUCGCCGAGACUAGUGCGAAACGGCAGCUGGCUAAUAUUUACUAGAGCUCAACAUAAAGAACAAACACACGAUGAGUCUACAAGCUGA
Molecule: messenger RNA, 753 nt
Organism: Torulaspora delbrueckii
Lineage: Eukaryota; Fungi; Ascomycota; Saccharomycetes; Saccharomycetales; Saccharomycetaceae
Gene: CBT1
Product: Cbt1p
Exons: 1
Coding region: 1-753 (250 amino acids)
Source: RefSeq, a predicted model, not a curated record